Molecule: messenger RNA, 10492 nt
Organism: Orussus abietinus
Lineage: Eukaryota; Metazoa; Arthropoda; Insecta; Hymenoptera; Orussidae
Gene: dop
Product: microtubule-associated serine/threonine-protein kinase 3
Exons: 22
Coding region: 312-5615 (1767 amino acids)
Biological process (GO): intracellular signal transduction; peptidyl-serine phosphorylation
Molecular function (GO): ATP binding; protein serine/threonine kinase activity; magnesium ion binding
Source: RefSeq, a predicted model, not a curated record
CUGUGGCAAGCGCGGGUGUCCAUCAUGAGUCAGAUCUCAUGGUUGCUUCGCGUUUCGUAAUUAAUUCCCCCCGUCGGAGAAAAUAUGAGGCUCUGAUCGCGAAAACUUGGCUCCCAGCCCCUGGGUGGGUUCGGCGUCCUGCGAGAAUGGCUCUCGCGCUCCGGGCUCGAAUCUUCGGCAACGAAUUCAACCUUCUUUGCGGCCACCGUCUUCGUACUUCGCGUCUUCUACCUCGCGAUCGUGACCUCAGCCCCAUACAACUUAAGCAUCUCUUUCCUCGGGGUUUGUAGGUUUCAUACAGUAUCGGGUGAAUGAGGGAAGAGGCAAUGGAUCAGACAAGGAAUAGACCGAGUAGACCUCGACUGCGAUCACAUGGUAACUCAGCCCGAGUUCUUGUAUUUGACCAAGCGGAAUCAGAAGAAGCACGGAGCAGUAUGGAGCCUGAGUUACCUCGUUGUCCCUUACCUCUAAAAGUGGAAAGCAAGGAAGCACCCGUUCGACCUGUUAGUAGCGAGUCGUCAAACCUGGCUCGCAUGCGAAAUUCUGCUAUUGGUAAAUCGGCACCAUCUCUAUCCGUGCAGCGUGACUUCAACAUUCCUCGGCGUAUGGCGAAAGCUGUUCACCGUAAAUCAUUCAUAGCAACAACUUCUCCCACGUUACCAAGAUGUCAUUCACCCCUCUCUGCGUUCGUCCCGAUUGUAGGAAGCCCCCUAGAGAGUCCUAGGAUGUCAUCCAGCCCACAUUUUGCUUUUGCUCCGAUUAAAAGAAUCGGUGCUGGUGCUACAGCAGCAGGGGACGGUAGAAGGUGGUCAGUGGCUAGUUUGCCGUCUAGUGGAUAUGGAACCACACCUGGCUCCAGCAAUGUUUCGUCGCAGUGUUCGAGCCAAGAGCGAUUGCAUCAAUUGCCAAAUGUCCCGACCAAGGACGAACUUCGCAUGCUGUCGUGCCACUUUUCCAAGCCAGGAACGCCCUGUUCAUCGCACCCGGGGUUCCCUGGAUCCAGCAUAUCCAGUAUAUCCAGUAUACCAGGAUGCGUAUCCUUGGGUCUGGACGAGGAAGGCCGUAGGUCACCCUUACAUCGACCACGAUCCCGCAGCUUGAGUAGUCCCAGUCGUUCGCCAGUUCUGGACAGUGAGAUCGUCAUGAUGAAUACUUUAUACAAGGAACGGUUUCCAAAGGCGACGCAGCAGAUGGAAGAACGCCUUACGAAUUUCAUCAACGAAAACAAAGAAAUCGACGAAUACGAAGUAGUUACGCACAUGGCACAGGAUUCUUUGCCAAUUUUGCGUUUUGUUCAUCAUCAAGUCAUCGAAAUGGCCCGUGACUGUUUGCAAAAAUCUCAAGAGAAAUUAAUCACGUCCAGAUACUUUUAUGAAAUGAGCGAGAAUUUGGAACAUCUGUUGAUGGAGACUAAAGAUAAGUCUUUAGAAGCUGCAACGCGUUUAACGGGACUUAUAAAGAAAUUGCUUCUUGUAAUAUCUCGUCCAGCUCGAUUGUUGGAAUGCCUCGAGUUCGAUCCAGAAGAGUUUUACCAUUUGUUGGAGCAAGCCGAAGGUCAAGCCAAAUACAGCGUCGGAAUUAAAGCCGAUAUUCCCCAGUACAUAAUUAAUAAAUUGUCAUUAAAUAGAGAUCCUAUUUCAGAACUGCAAGAAGAUCUAAACAAGCUGGAAGAUUCUGCAAGUUCCAGUGACAGUAAUUUACAACUCACGUCUACGAGUUCUAACAAGGAUGACGAUAAUAGGUCGCAGCGAGUACCUUGUGAGAAUGAUUACGAAGUAUUGAAACUUAUCAGUAAUGGGGCUUAUGGUGCGGUAUACUUAGUAAAAGAGAAAACUACUAGACAAAGGUUUGCCAUGAAGAAGAUCAACAAGAACAAUUUGAUGCUGCGGAAUCAGGUGGAACAGGUGUUUGCAGAACGAGACAUAAUGAGUUUUACGGACAAUCCUUUUGUGGUUUCGAUGUAUUGUAGUUUCGAGACAAAGAAACAUUUAUGCCUGGUAAUGGAGUACGUUGAAGGAGGCGAUUGCGCAAACCUAUUGAAGAAUAUCGGUCCACUUCCACCAGAUAUGGCUAGGUUUUAUUUCGCAGAGACAGUCUUGGCUGUUGAGUAUUUACAUAGUUAUGGUAUCGUUCAUCGAGACUUGAAGCCAGACAAUUUACUUAUCACAGCCUUGGGUCAUAUCAAACUCACCGAUUUUGGUUUGAGUAAAAUGGGUUUAAUGUCCCUGGCAACAAAUCUUUAUGAGGGAUACAUCGACCGGGAUACACGUCAAUUUUCUGACAAACAAGUUUUUGGAACCCCCGAGUAUAUUGCACCAGAAGUAAUUUUACGUCAAGGUUACGGCAAGCCGGUUGAUUGGUGGUCCAUGGGUAUUAUUCUGUAUGAAUUUUUAAUCGGUUGUGUACCAUUUUUUGGCGACACUCCCGAAGAAUUAUUUUCACACACUGUUAAUGACGACAUCGAAUGGCCUGACGAUGACGAUUGGCCGGUACAGCCAGAGGCAAAAGAUAUCAUAACGGCAUUAUUACAACAGAGUCCGAGGGAUAGAUUGGGCACAGGUGGUUCACACGAAGUUAAAGACCAUCCUUACUUUUUUGGUGUAAAUUGGAACAGUCUUUUGAGGCAGAAAGCUGAGUUUGUACCGCAGCUAACGCACGAAGAUGACACGAGUUAUUUUGACACACGGAUGGACAGAUACAACCACGAUCUGGGCGAUGACACCGACGACACCGAUGACUCUCCAUUAUUUGGGUCCUUCUCGUCGUAUUCACCUCAAUCUCGGAAAAUUUCACAAACGCGACCACCUGCUAUCAAUCCAGAAACGGAUCUGGAAUUCUCAAAGAAGUCGCUAUUUCGCAACGAAUUGGAACGAACCGUUUCACAGCUGUCCCCCAGCUCUUUAGCCUCGAUGUCACCGCCUACAAAAUCCGUGGAAAGAAAUUACAUUAUCGAUAAGAAUCGAUCUCUAUCCACUGCCAAGAGCAAUGCGAAUAGUUUUCACGAUAACUCUGACAAGGGUGAUAAAUCGGACGCGUCUUCUACGAGUGUUACAACCGUCACCAGCAGUGAAUCAACGGUAGUUAAGAACACCCCACCUCUGGAUGGAAUGCCGAUCAAUUUAAGCACUCCGGAUUCCUCGCAAACCGAGUCGGACGAUAUCAGCCCUCAGAUUCAGAGGAAACGCCAUGUACAUUCUCGGGACAAGCUGCCCAGGUUCAGUAUAUCCGUUGAUGGUGAACACACAUUGGACCUAGCGGGGUCUAACAGAGAGAUAGUAGAAGACAAGCACAAUUCCAGUACGGACUCUUUUGAAUCUGUAAGCACCCUUCCACUUGUACCGAGCGUGAAGCAGAGGUCUCGAUCGGUUAUUAAAUCUGCUUCAACCAGUGGCCUGUCAUUGGUCAUACCUACAAGUGAAUUUUCCUACGAUACGGUAAUCAAUAGUCAGGCAAUUGAAUCGCCUGGUGGAUCCUCUACAGCGUCAUCCCGAGAUACGUCCCCUUGUCGAGAAUUGAGUCCGUUGGUAACUAGUCUGAAGCCUCCGAUCAUCAUUCGGAGGGGACCCUGCGGAUUUGGAUUUACUGUCCAUACCAUCAGAGUUUACUACGGAGAUAGUGAUUUCUACACUAUGCAUCAUUUAGUCAUGGCGGUCGAUCAGUCUAGUCCUGCAUUUGAGGCCGGAUUACGUCCUGGUGAUUUAAUCACGCACAUCAACGGAGAACCCGUUCAAGGGUUGUAUCACACCCAAGUCUUACAACUGAUGUUAAGUGGAGGAGAUCACGUUACCUUACGAAGCACUCCAUUGGAGAACACCAGUAUCAAGACCGGCGGUCGAAAACGUGAGCCAGCUCAGAGCAAAAUGGCUCGGAGAACUCUUCACCGACAGCGAAAGCAGAAACGAGACCAUACCGAUAAGAAGAGGAAGACUUCGCUGUUUAGGAGAAUCAGUUCGAAACGCGCCAGCGUAGAGAUGCAACAGCCGUUAAGUAUCAGUUGUCCCUUGUCGGCACCUAUUCUACCCAGUGACAGCAAACCUCCACUUAUGAUGGCAGCCGGAAUCUGUUCUCCGUCAAUGGUGACGCCGAGCAGAUCCUUCCAGUCGUUUACUCGUUCCUUGCCAGCUCAACAAGAGUCUUCUCCUUAUUUCGGAGGAUGCUCCAAGUCCGUAUGCAGUCCGUCCCCACCUAUGAACCGUCCCAGCUCAUCCGAACCAUAUCAUUCCGCCGGGAAUUCGAGUCCGUGUUCGAGCCCGAACUCCUCGUCGCCAGGCUCCAACAAUUCCGCCGGAAAUCUGACGAACAUCUCGACUCAGUCGCAUUACCAGCGUCCCAGUACCCUGCACGGCUUAAAGCACAAAUUGCACACCGCCGCGAAAAAUAUCCAUUCGCCGAAUCGACGGAAAUCCGUCGGUCACAUACCCCUUUCACCUUUGGCGAGAACACCCAGUCCCUCUCCUAUUCCCGCUAGUCCCACUCGGAGUCCGAGUCCUUUGGCUUUCCCCACGGGACACCAACCGGGCAGCUCGAAUACUACCCAGUCUUACAGUCCAGGAGUGUCCCUCGCAACGCCCAGCAGUCAGAAAAAGAGUUACGGACGUCCGAAGUCGGCGGAGCCGGGUUCUCCACUUUUGAGACGAGCUCUCAGUCCGGACCGACUUCAUCCUCGGUCUGCGGAAAACAAGACCUCGAUUUCGCCUUUGGUGAACCCCGUGGUCAAGGUUACGCCCAGGGUGACCAUAGCUCAAACGACGCAUACCAUCGAGUCCGCGGAAGAAGGUAAUGAUUCUUUGAAAGAGAACAUCGAGACCGGUAAUUCCAAGGCCGAGAAGAAGACGGCAACCGAGUUGAAACAGGAGAUCUCGAAAUUGUCUCACGGGAUCUCCAUCAACAUCGCCAAUGUGGGUGGCGGCACGCAGUUGCCGAGGAUAGCCGAGGAGAAGGAUUCACCAACGGGCUCGAAGAGCGAAGACUAUACCGCGAAGGAAAUCGUCGCCUUGGAGAAGAGCAAGGAGGCUGCCAAGAAAGACCUCGGUCCUGAGAAACAUCUUUCCAAGGGCGUAAAUCCUAGCAAGGAUGACCGUUCCGUCGUCAAGGAGCAUCCCGGCGCGAAGAAAUUUCAGGAAGGUAAUUUGGAUCAAGUAAAAAAAUAUACAGAUGUUCCCUCGCGACAGGAGGGCAAAUCCGAGCUGGGAAAAAAAUCUUCGGACGUUGCGACGGUGAAAAAACCCUUCGAUGCGCCCUGUCGACAAAAAAGCUACGCGGAGCAGCUGAAAGAACUCCCGGACGUCUCUUCUCGACAGGAGAAGGGCAGCUCGGAUUUGGCUAAGAAACGGCAAGACGUCUCUUCUUCAUGUCAGGAAGGUAAUAUCGAGCAAGCGCGGACUUCGGGAAUUUCAUUGGCAACGAGCGAGAGAAAUUCCUCGAGUUCUCGCGUUAAGGUCAAUGAUUCCGAAAGUAAGCCUUCGAGUAAGAGUAGCGCCGACGGUAACUCCGAGUGUAGAAAAGUUCUCAAGAGAAAUAAGAUCGAUAGUACGGAAGAUAAUGGAUCGAGGGCGACUACUUCGAGUAGUUCCGACGCGAGCUCAAGUUUUGUCGAGGAUAAAAAGAACAAGUAGAGCGGUCGUGGUUUAGUCCUUGGUCGAAGAUCGAAAUUUAUGGAGCUUGUGUGGCUCUUUCGGAAAUAUUCAUCGCGAGCGAAGUUCGUUCCGCUUAGGGCAGGGUUGUAUAAUUUAAGAGUUGCAUACGUAUUCGGUACAUGUAUUUGGUUCGGAAUACGAAUUCUGUUAUUGGAUGCAUAUAUUCGCACACUUGGCGUUCAGUCAUUCAUGUAUUCGACUCGCGGACGUGAUAGAAUUUGUUGAUGCAUAUAGCAGCAUGUGAUUCACUUUGAGCAUAUAUAGUGCCGUACCGUUUAAGAAAAUGGAAUAUUCACGUUUUUGGGUGUAGCGUACAUUUUAGAAUCUUGAAUAGUACUGCUAUAAUUUCGGCAGUCGAGGUUGAAGAAACCAAAUUUACAGGUGGAUGUUCAAAAGUUUCGACCAUUUUGCGAAAAUGUUCUUACCGUUAUAGCGAUUAAUGAACAGCGAUAUAGGUGUAUAUCAUGAGGCGAAUCAAAAGUUUUUCAACUUUAGGUUCGAAUGUUUUAUUUGGAAUCUCUUAAUGUAAAUUUUGAACUUUCUUCGUGUUUCGUGUCCACUGUUGAGAAUCUUCGGCGGUUCGUUUCGCCGACAAAUUCAACAGGAUCGUUGCGUUUCCUCAAAAAAGAUCGAUAAAGAAAAUAUUAUAUACCCAUAUCAGAUGCGUAAUGAUAAAGGGAGGUAAGAGAUCGCUGGCUUACGUUCUGCCGAUAGUGACGUACGAAGAAUGGCAUUAUUCCGUUACAAAAUAUUUUUCGAACUUGCCACUGAAGUUUUGUAUUUUUUUUUUUUUUCACCUUCCGCUGUGUCAUAAAUAUAAGUCAGGCACGUAUCCAUUGUGUUAAGAUUUCCAAAAAGAAACGCGUGACGAUAAAAGUAUAUGACAUCCGAUAGGUUGUGACACCGUAUUAGAAAUAUUUAAUGGUAAGUAGGAGGGUAAGCAAAAAUCAUGUCUCAAAAACGCGAUUUUUCCAGCCAUGCAAGCAAUGUUCUGGUUACCGUUCUUGUCGAAGAAACGAGCUUGUAAAACAUGUCUUUGGAAUUAACAUGUUUUCUAAGUGAUCCGUUGGGGAUUGUUUAUUAAAAAGGUCGAACUGUAUAUUUAUCUGCGUCACCGCGUUAAGCCUGCAGUAUUUACCCGAUCUCAUUGAUUUUAAAUGUUUCUAAAUAGUUUUCGUAUCGACUCGACGAUAACAGUUCUUUUUUUUGUUCUUCUCGACGAACGAGUCCAAAUCUCGCAGGAGAAUCGCGAACGGUCGAAUAGCUUUGUUGCGCUGCGAUUUAUUAAUGGAAUUGAACGUCUUACCCAAUUUUCUCGGGGAUUCGCAGAUUGUACAAAGUGUGAUAGCAGGGUGAUAAACGAGCCAAGCUAAGAAUUUAGUUACUUGACUACGUAACAAGAGUCUCGGGGAGUUAAGUGGUUUUUUGGUUUGAUGGGGUCAAGGCUUUUCUCUCUUCGAAUUCUCUCGCGUGAAGCUUCUAUCGAUGCUUCGAGAUAAUACUAGGUUUUUAAUUAGAUUUAUAUUUUGUAUAUUUAUUGUCGAGAACCAGUUUCGCGACGUUACUAACAAAAUUCGGUACCGAAUUGUUGGUUUAUUUUCUUUUUUCACUGGGCUCUCGGUUCAUUGCCGAUGCAAGUACAUAUCAGCGAUCUCUUUGAAUAAUUAAUAAAAUAUUGGAUAGGUCACUUCCUGCGUUUCUGUCAUCUUUCAUUCGAAUGGCACGACAUUCUGUAAAGGGACUCGCAGAAUUCUAGUUUCCCGAGGAAAAUUUGUGAUUUUUAGUAAUUGUCUAUUUUUCAAUCUUCAUUAAUAAACCGGCGAUUUAUUUGAUUCACAUUUUGUGGUUAUCGGCCGUAACAUUUUGAACCACGAUACGGUAUUUUCACUUCGGUAUAUAGAUGUUUUUAAAUCUAAAUGUUGUAUCCCGUAAUGUGAUAUAGCAAAAUUGAGCUAUCGUAUCCCGUAUUAUCGAUAACAUAUUUUCAUUUAAUAUUUUGCUUAUUUUCUCCCGUAUGCUUUGCUCGUGUAUUCGAAUUCCCCGUUCUUUUUAGUCUAAUAUUACUUCUACAUUGCAGUAGGAAUAAUUACAUUUUGCAAAGCAUAAAAUCGCGCAUGUAUCAAUGUUUAAUAGAGAAGGUACUUUCCCACAAAAGUAAAGGAGUAAUCGUCGGCGGUAUUCGGCGUCAACAAAUUGUAUAAUGAUAAUUUAAUUAAAUUAAUAUCGUUCCGUUAACUGUAGGCGAGAUUUCUAAUUAAAACUAAAAAGACCGAGUCUUAAGAUUAUGUUAAACUAGCCAAAACCUCGGGUUAUAGGUGCACAGGGAAAAUGUAGAACGUAGUCAGCAUUUUAGUGAGUCGGAAUGACAUUCAAGGCAGCAAACGAUUGUACUUUUUUUUCUUCAUUUUUGGUGGAGGAUGAAAAGUACAGUUUAUAGAGAGCCAUGAAUUUUCAUGAAUUUGAGACCGAAUUGAAGAGGAACCCUGUAACAUGCUCGAUCGGGGAUUUUAUUGUGCUGAGAUGCGUUUAGCACUUAAGCUUCGUUUCUUGUCUUUGCCUUUUGUACAUUUCUCCUCUCUGUAUAUGUCGUAGAACGGUUGCUGUUGACGUUGUAAAAAGCGAAGGCUUUAAUUAAUAGUAAUACCGAUCGGUAAGCGAUUAGAUUUCCUGAGUAGGGUACCCAUUUUCGAAUCGCAUUGGGUUGUCUGAGGUUCCUUUUGAUUUGACGUUGAAUUCAUUAAUUACACUACAGAGUUUCGGUUAAGUAAAUUAGCCGAUCGAGUGAUCAGAAUUAUCUUAGCGAAGCUACAAUGGGGAAGUGUACACUAAAAUGACGCUCUGUCGGAUGUUUCCUAAUUUUACCCGAAUAAUGUAUCCGCUUCGAAGGUGAAUAUUUUGUGGCUAAUAGACAACCCAAUAUAGAGGGAUAAUUUUUGGCUUGAAAACGUGAUCAUUCGUUGGUAGCAUGUUAGAGGUAUAUUCGACUAGUCUAAUUCUCGAAACGGACGAGGCUGUUUCGAAAUUCACGGUAGCUCCAGGAAAUCAAAUCACACGGGAACGCUGGAAGUUUCCUGAUCUAUCUCGCGACCAAGUUCUCAAGAAUAGUGGACGUAGUUGCGUAGCUUAGGGAGCUGUUCGUUAAAAGGACGAGGAAUAAUUAUCUGUUAGAUCGUCCGAGUUGCUUAAGAUCGUUUCCACUGCUAUUACGUUUAGACUUACGAUUUGUACGCGUAGAGAAGGCGGCGAUUUAGUUACUAGAGAUUGACGCGAGUCUAAUCUUUUUACGAUUACGUCGUUCUAUUUUACUAACCGACCAUCGCGCUUUUGGCAACUAUCGAAUCGCUAAUGUGGAUGGCCGAGAUUUCCAGGUUUCUUGCACUUUUAUCUUCCACUGAUUUUGAGUAAAGCGCGAUUAAUCUCUUCGAGGAUAUCGCCGCGUACGUGGACGUUUUUUUUUAAUCGAAGUUAUUUUCAUUAAAUAAAGCGUAAUUAUCUCGGAAAUUCAGUGCACGAUGGAAGUACAGGAAAUCUGCGAGGUGCGAUCGCCUUCAUCCAUGGUUUUUCGUUUCCAUUUGGAAUGAGUUGUGAUAGGAACGCGAGAAUUCCGUCGAGGUGAGACCAACUGCGUCGCGCGUAUCCAAGGUGUAAAAUUAAACGACGCAUUUUGCGAGCUAUCUCCAGUGGAAUUGUGCAUUCGCGGGCAAUGUCGUUCGUUCUCUCCCGGGAUGGUGCUCAUUAGCCGAGAUACUCGAUUAAACAAUUUUAGAAUCCACCAAAGGCGAAGCAUAAACGUCUUCGACAUUUUUCUCAACGAUCGAUUUACCCUUACGAACGAAUCGUCGAUUUUAAAUAGAAGCGGCGCAGUUGGUCGGGAGCGCAAAUUUCGUGAAAAUCAGGAAGAGUUGUACGAUUUGUAGAUAGUAUUAUGUAGUCGCAAUGAUAAUACGAUAUAUCGGAUCGCGUGAAUGGUGCACUUUCUUUUAAGCUCUUCGUGAAUUUAAUCGAUGCUUACUAGGAGUCGUAGUCGUUAUUUCAUGUCUUUUUUGGGAGUCAGUUAAAUUAUACAGGCGAUUGUUGUGAUUUUGUGCGAUUCGGUGAUUUAACGUUAUUCAAUUAGGAGAAAUGCGAUCGGAAGGUGGUACUCGUCAAAUGUCGGAACGAAUAUUAUUAAUGAUUCAGUCGUGACUUUGCCGUAGACUAUGAGGAACGUCGCGAGAACGAUUGGCGAUAUUUAAAAAACGAGAAAAAGCCAAAAAUCAAAGGAUCGCACAGAGUUUGAACUCACUUUUAAUUUUAGGUUGAUCAUUGUUUUCGAUCCCGACAGGGAGGGGAGUUCGUAUGUUUGCUCCUGUGUCGUAUUACCGAAUGAGCUGAUUUCUCCAUUGAGCUCAUCCGAUUUCGCAGUUUCGUUGUCUUUUCGACGAUGUAAUUACAGGGGAGUGAAAUUAUCGUUUCUUACGUUCAUUCCUUGGCCUUUGGAAUAUCGCACGACGACAUCACGAAACGCGUUAACGAGAUCUACGAUUAAACCAUUUUUCGUUUCUUACGAAAGAGACGUCGUUCGAUAUUCUAAGGGCUAUCGGUAACGACACUACGAUUAGUUAUCGUAAUAACGAUCGAACCAUAUUUUUUAUGUAGUCUCGUGUAACGAUCACGAAACGUCGCGUUUAGAGGACAGAUGAGCUGGUUUACUUAAUACCGAGCGAACUGAUACUGAUAUUUAUUGUUAGAUCGGUAACGAAACACACGCAUACUUACUGAUUAAACGUCUUAAUGUUACUGCUAAGAUAAAAUUAAUUCAUAAUGAUUUAACGAGUAACGGAACUGAAAUAAAACAAAAGAGUUGGGCGGUGAAA